Beauveria bassiana ARSEF 2860 is the source of this 363-nucleotide messenger RNA. RefSeq lists its product as uncharacterized. The transcript is spliced from 3 exons. The record is from RefSeq and is a predicted model, not a curated record. Gene Ontology annotation, biological process: mitochondrial respiratory chain complex III assembly. Bases 1 to 363 code for a protein of 120 amino acids. NCBI's taxonomy places the organism in Eukaryota, Fungi, Ascomycota, Sordariomycetes, Hypocreales, Cordycipitaceae.
AUGGCAGCUGCUGUAGCAUAUCGAAAUAUUAUGCGCGCGGCUCGCGUGGCCUUUGAAGGCGACGCUCCCACACUCCUUGCUGCGCAGAGCCGGAUCCGAGACGAAUUUCGAAGCAAGCAGGCUCUUGAUCCCAAAGACAGCACCGUUAGCGAGGGCAUCGAGCAUGCCACGCAAGUCGCCCAGUUUCUGCGCCAGAACGUGGUGCAAGGCAAAAAGAUGGAGGGUGAGGAGAAGUAUAAGCUCCGAAUUCAUAAAGACACCGAGCGAGGCGACAACGAAAGCAUAAAAUCAUCCGGCAGCGGAGUCGCUGGGGGCGGCUGUUGCGGCGGUUCCAGUAAAAGAGACAAAGUCGCUCUUGUGUAA